Molecule: messenger RNA, 501 nt
Organism: Fraxinus pennsylvanica
Lineage: Eukaryota; Viridiplantae; Streptophyta; Magnoliopsida; Lamiales; Oleaceae
Source: the annotation of a GenBank genome assembly
AUGGGUGCUCUAAUCAAGCUCAUUGAUUUAACACUCUUCAUAUUCUUUUUUGUCAUUGCCUUGGCAGCACCACUUAUCGAUUCUCAAACCUGUCUUCCUCGACACCUAUUUCCGACAGCUUUGAUUGAUAUUAAGAGCUGGUACGGACGUGAAUAUGGGGACUAUUUGAUUGCGGAGAAGCCGCAUUUCUUUGUGGGGCUUGUAUGGGUUGAGCUUCUUUUUCAGUGGCCUCUCGCUGUUGCCUGUCUUUAUGGGAUUGCAGCUGGAAAGUCUUGGCUAAACACCACCUGCUUGCUUUACGGGGUCUCCACUUCCACUGCUAUGGUAGCCAUACUUUCUGAACUUACAUUGUCUAAAAGAGCAUCUGAACGGCUGUUAACCAUGUACUUCCCCUUUCUCGGGUUUGCUAUUUUAGCAAUAUUACGCGGUCUGACAUCUCAUGCUGGAAAGACCAUGACAAUCGGAAAAAGACCCGUGCUAAAUAGAAAAAAGAGGGCUUGA